AUGCUGUGUGUCGGUGACCUGCCUCGUUACUACAGCACGUCUCAGUACAGCCUACUGAGCAGCAGUAUGGAACAAGGUUUGGGGAACAGAGCAGCGUCUACCAGUCCCUACAGCUCAGAGACCACCUCCAACGUGCCAACGCCGUCACCCUACUCCCAGCCAAACUCGACCUUCGAGGCCAUGUCUCCAGCCCCGGCCAUCCCCUCCAACACUGACUACCCCGGGCCGCACAACUUCGAGGUCACCUUCCAGCAGUCGAGCACCGCCAAGUCAGCCACCUGGACGUACUCUCCGUUGCUCAAGAAGCUGUACUGUCAGAUCGCCAAGACCUGUCCGAUUCAGAUCAAACUGGCUUCCUCGCCCCCAAACGGCAGCGUGAUACGAGCCAUGCCCAUCUACAAGAAAGCCGAACACGUCACAGAGGUGGUCAAACGCUGUCCUAACCAUGAACUCGGACGGGACUUCAAUGAAAGUCAGACAGCUCCUGCCAGUCACUUGAUUCGGGUGGAGGGCAAUAAUCUGUGUCAGUAUGUGGAUGAUCCUGUGACGGGCCGGCAGAGUGCUCUCGCUCCGUAUGAGGCUCCACAGGUGGGGACUGAGUCCACAACCAUUCUGUAUAAUUUCAUGUGCAACAGCAGUUGUGUCGGGGGAAUGAACCGCAGGCCCAUCCUCAUCAUCAUCACGCUGGAGACACGAGACGGACAGGUUCUCGGCAGGCGUUCGUUUGAGGGCCGGAUUUGUGCCUGUCCCGGUCGAGACCGCAAAGCAGACGAGGAUCAUUUCAGGGAGCAACAGGCUCUAAAUGAGAGCGUUGCCAAAAAUGGAAAUGCCAAUAAACGAAAUUUCAAACAGACUCCAGCCAACAUUACAGGCCCUUCAUUUGUGCGAGGCCGGGAAAACUUUGACAUCCUAAUGAAGAUAAAGGACAGUUUGGAACUUGUGGAGUUUGUACCACAACAGUUAGUGGAUUCAUACAGACAACAACAACAGCAGCUCCUACAGAGACAGAGUCAUGUGGCCUCUCCGUGUUCAUAUGGCACACUCAAUAACAUGAAUAAGACCCACGGGCCCAUCAGCAAGCUUCCCUCAGUGAAUCAGCUCGUGACACAGCAGACUCAGCAGAGCGCAGGACCCUCUGCGUCAAUGUCACAUAUGGGUACGAACAUGCUGGGUGGACACCACAUGCAGUCGAACGGAGAUGUGAAUGGAGCUCAUGCGUCUCAGUCUAUAGUGUCCACCUCUCACUGUACCCCUCCCCCACCUUACAACCCCGACCCCAGUCUCGUCAGUUUCUUAACCAGCCUGGGCUGCCAAAACUGCAUCGACUACUUCACGUCACAGGGACUCCAGAGUGUCUACCACCUUCAGACUCUUUCCAUGGAGGACCUUGGGGCACUGAGGAUCCCUGAGCAGUUCCGGCUGGCGAUCUGGAGGGGCCUGCAGGACAUGAAGCAGGGCCACGAUUACGGCCAGCAGCUCAUCCGCUCCGGCAGUAACAUGGCCACCAUGGCCCUCGGCGCCGGAGGAGAGCUGCAGCGGCAGCGCGUCAUGGAGGCCGUGCACUUCAGAGUGCGUCACACCAUCACCAUCCCCAACCGCAGCGCCCCCACAGGAGCAGAGGAGUGGGCUGACUUCGGCUUCGACAUGCCCGACUGCAGGUUACACAAGCACUCCAUUAAGGAGGAGUUCGCAGAAAGUGACGUCCACUGAGAAGGGCCGCGCAUCCAUCGCUUUCCAUGCAUUGUCCGUAUUGAUUUCUUUAAACUGCGAUGGACAGUUUGCAUUUCCAUGUAGUAGCACUUCCAUAUUUGACAAAAAGGGAUUUGAGGAG
This is a messenger RNA of Sinocyclocheilus grahami, 1831 nucleotides long. It is a transcript of the gene tp73, whose product is annotated as tumor protein p73. Gene Ontology annotation, molecular function: RNA polymerase II cis-regulatory region sequence-specific DNA binding; DNA-binding transcription factor activity, RNA polymerase II-specific; protein binding. The record is from RefSeq and is a predicted model, not a curated record. Lineage: Eukaryota; Metazoa; Chordata; Actinopteri; Cypriniformes; Cyprinidae. Gene Ontology annotation, biological process: regulation of transcription by RNA polymerase II; protein tetramerization; apoptotic process. The coding region runs from base 1 to 1710 and encodes 569 amino acids. The transcript is spliced from 12 exons. Gene Ontology annotation, cellular component: nucleus.